GAUGCAUUUCAGGGCUAAAAUUUUGCUGAUCAAUGACGCGGGGGUCUGGCACGAUAGGAUACUGCAUAGUGUGCGUUCUGAAAAUACAAGUAUACCUGGGUCUUUCGAGAUCUCCCAAGCCAGCUGCUGAUCUCCUGGUAUCCAGUUUAGCGUUCUCCCAUGCAUAACGAGACUCUGGAUUUCUGUUAGUAUCCAUCUCCAGGGAUCAUCGUCAUCACCUAUCCCAGGCUAUAUGCCACAACGGGUUGGAAUUACAUAUUACCAGCAUUUCCUAGUGUCUGCCGCUCAGAUAAUGUCAAAGAUAGAGCGAAUCAAACCUGAGGUCUGCUGGCAAUACAAAUAUCAUAUGUUCUGAAGAGGUUGUUUGGGCGAGCAGAACAUUAUUCAGGACAUAAAGCAAGCUGUUUUCCUACCGCACACAUCUCACAGAUAAUGCGGCUCUCCUUCAUCCUCGCUGUUGUUGCUGCUUUCAAGUUGACAGUGUCUAUGCCAGUUGUCAGUGAUGAUGGUGUCUGUCCCAUCUUCUGCGACAGGAAUCUUUGCUGCCCUAGCUUUAUAUGCAUAGAAGAAGUAGGACGGCAUGGUAGCCCAAAUUGGUCUGUGUCGGGCCUGACAGUGAGGGGACGUGACCCGCCAAGCUACAGUAAGUCGUGUUUCCGCUCUUGCCUUGGUGCAAUGCGGUUGACGACGCGACUCGGACAUGCAAGUAGUUCGUUGCUGAGUACUGAGUGCGGUAGCCGCAGCGAACCCUGCUCGGGCAUUGAAGACACUAUGAUAUAAAUUAGAAAAAUAUGUUUGAAACUGUUAAGCUUGACUGGUGCCGGUGAUGGCAAAAAAAUUCCCACAGACAGAUUUACGCAAGGACUAAUAGCGAGGAUAUAUCUGUUCAGAGCUGGGUGUUUUUAACGGCAGCACGAAGACAUAUCUGCAUAAAAGUGUCUUUCGGGGUGGAGUCGUUACCG
Suillus plorans is the source of this 962-nucleotide messenger RNA. RefSeq lists its product as uncharacterized. Bases 433 to 780 code for a protein of 115 amino acids. The transcript is spliced from 2 exons. NCBI's taxonomy places the organism in Eukaryota, Fungi, Basidiomycota, Agaricomycetes, Boletales, Suillaceae. The record is from RefSeq and is a predicted model, not a curated record.